GCCGGCGCCUCGCAGCGGCCGACGGACAUCCCGCCGCGACGCUCCACCAACAUGCUCACCCGGGUCAAGUCCGCCGUAGCUGGAUUCAUGGGUGGAAUUAUGACUGGGGGUAGCACCGGCGGAGGGGGCAACCCUUGUUCCGAGCUGCCGCUGAAAUUCCCAUAUAUGAGACCUGAGUUCCUUGGACUGUCCCCGGAUGAGAUCGAGUGCUCCGCUGACCACAUAGCACGGCCCAUUCUCAUCCUGAAGGAAACCGGGAGGUUACCGUGGGCCACCGGAUACGCAGAGGUGAUUAAUGCUGGUAAGAGUGCACUGAAUGAGGACCAGGCAUGCUGCGAGGUGGUAGUAGCUAGAAGGAGACCAGUGAGUUAUUGCCCUCCCUCCACGCCCAGCAAGACCCCUAUCGCCAAGAGAAGAAGCUCCCUGCCCAAUGGAGAGGGCCUGGGGCUCCGCAUGGUGCACAGCAAGCUGGGAGAGGAGAGCGAGGGACUUGUGUUCCAUUACUGGGCCUUGUUCGAUGGUCACGCUGGCUCAGGCGCAGCAGUUGUAGCCUCCCGCAUGCUACAGCACCACAUUGCCUGCCAGCUCCAGGUUGUUAUUGAGAUCUUACGCAACCUGGCCCGCCUGCCCCCCACUGUGCUGGGGGAGGAGCCCGACAAAUGUCCCUAUCUCCAGGGAGACACCCCAGGCCCUCACCGUGCCCUGACCAGAGCUGCUUCACUUCGCGGGGCUGCAGGUGCGCCCGGUUCCCCAUGCACCACUCCACCCCCUCCUCGCUUCUUCACUGAGAAGAAGAUUCAGCAUGAAAGCCUGGUGAUAGGAGCCAUAGAGAAUGCCUUCAAAGAGAUGGAUGCCCAGAUUGAGAGGGAGAAACAAGUUUAUAACAUCUCAGGAGGAUGUACAGCUCUCACAGUGGUUUAUCUGCUAGGAAAACUAUACGUUGGGAAUGCGGGUGACAGCAGGGCUAUCAUUAUUAGAAACAAUGAAAUCAUUCCAAUGUCAACAGAGUUCACACCAGAGUCAGAACGGCAGCGACUCCAGUUCCUGGGUUUCAUGCAGCCUCACCUGUUAGGAAAUGAAUUCACACACUUGGAAUUUCCCCGGAGAGUACAAAAGAAGGAGGUGGGCAAGAGGAUGCUCUGCCGAGACUUCACCAUGAAUGGAUGGGCUUAUAAGACCAUUGAAGAUGAAGAUCUCAAGUUUCCACUAAUAUACGGUGAAGGGAAAAAGGCACGGGUACUGGCUACCAUCGGUGUCACACGUGGGUUCGGUGACCAUGACCUCAAAGUUCAUGACUCCAACAUCUACAUCAAGCCGUUCCUUUCCUGUUGCCCUGAGGUGAAGGUGUAUAACCUCAUGCAGUAUGAACAUGGAGCUGAUGAUGUUCUGGUAAUGGGAACAGAUGGACUCUGGGAUGUCCUUUCUAACCAGGAAGUAGCCGAGGCAGUCACUACUUUCCUCACCAACUGUGACCCUGAUGACCUGCACAGGUAUACAAUGGCUGCACAAGACCUGGUGAUGCGAGCUCGUGGCGUGCUGAGGGACAGAGGCUGGAGGAUCACCAACGAGCGUCUGGGCUCCGGAGACGACAUCUCGGUCUUCAUCAUACCACUGAUGUACGGGAAUCGUCAACCGUAAGGAGCCUGACAUAGGUGCUGUUGUUCAAGGACCUGAAGGGCAUGUAGGCUCUCAAAUCAACAGGACUGAUGAGCCCUGAAUAGAGUAUACCUUUUCAUUUUCUUCAGUGAAGUUUGCACAUUUGUAUUUUCCCAUGCCAGGUGGAACACAAAAAUUUGUUGGUGCUUCAUUUUUUUGUAGGAAUUCAGGAUUGAUCAGAUACAACAUUUACUCCUCACCGGAACUAAAGUCAGCAUUGCUUUGUUAGUUUAUUUUUUAAAACCUCAAAAAUAAAAAACAAACAAAAAUAACCUCUUUAACACAUAAUGAUUUAAUGUAAUUGGUGUCAUAAUAAUUUGGCCUACUAAAAGUGAAACAUUGAAUGUUGAAAGUGACAAGAGUUCCGUAAGACAGUGGAGGCGACUGUUCCUGAACUUCAGAAGAGAUGUGAAAGCUACAAUAUUCUUUUCCAAAGAGAAAAAGACCUCUGUCUUUCUUUCUUUCUUUCUUUCUUUCAUUUUCUGCACCUCUCACACUGUACAGUACUUGGCUCUUCCUGUUUAUACCCUCUUUUAGUUCCUUCUUCUUCCCUUAUACUAAACUUGUUUUAUAUAUAAAAAAAAAAAUACUCCAUCUUGUGACCGUGGACCGGGCUGACAAAUCGGUUGUGUUUUCCAUUUUGCCACAUGGGGCUUUGAAGGAUUCUUUUGCCGAAGAACUGCUUCCAAUUUCCUGAACAGAUAACAGAACUGACAAUGUGGACACAGAAGCAAAGAGAUGAAGAGCUGAAGUUUCCUCCUCAUAGUAGCAAGGCUGAUAAGAAUUCUUCUUAUACUCAGGUUGUUCUGUGGGUAUGUUAGCUAGUAACCAUAGGCAUUUUUUUUUCUUUAAAUAAGUCCAUGCCUGAGCUUCAUAUUUAAUACAGAUAAAAGAAUUGUGUCUAUUGUCUCAUCUAACGCUUGGCAAAUAAACUAAUUUCCCAAAUGCUGAGAUAUUUCUAAACACUGUGUGUCAAGAAUAAUUUUUCAAACUUAACUAAAUUCCCCAAAUAUGAAAAACAACCUCUUGAGACUCGGUGUUAGAUUAAAGGCUGACCUACAUCACUCACCAAGGAGCCGUGAUGAAGAUGUAAAUAUUCCCAGCAGCAGUGAAACUUAAAUUCAGUUCAUAAAUGUAAUUCGUAAAAAGUCAUAAAAUACUAAGUCCAGCUGAAGAAAACUUUGAGGGAGAAAAAAAUGGAAAGCUAUGUUUUGCUUUAACAUGUUUUGUAUGUUUCAUAAGCUUUAGAUGCUUGAUUUACUGUGUCAGUGCAUGCAGUUCCAUAUUGUAGGCCUGAGUUUAUGAGCUACUGUGCAAUAGUUUGCAGUGCUGUUUCUUUUAUAUAUGGACUGAAUUUGCAUUUAUGUAAUGUAUAAAAGAGUUUGUGGUAAUGUUAUUUGUUUGUAUAUGUGCAGAAAGUAUGCAUAUAUUUAUUAGGUUGAUUUUUUUAUUUCGCAUCUCAGACAUUUAGCCUCUAAAGCUCACCAUCAACAUGUUAUAUUGCGUUUGUUUGUCUGUUUAUCAUUGUAGCUUGGACUUUUUUUGCUGGCUGCUGACAAUUAUUAUCUGCAUUCCUCCAAGCAGCAGCUAUUUGCAUUUACCUGAAGUUCACAGGGUGCAUUUUUCUUCCUGUGCGUUCAGUCAAGGAACUAUUUAAUUUGGAAAUGAUGUAUUGCAAUGCAUUUUAUUGGGAUGUGCUAUCGUACCUCUUGAGUUGCAUCUGUUCUUCCAUCAAGUAAGCUGUUUGACAGUUACCAAGUUUUUGAACUCGCUCUCUAUUUAAUCAUGAACUGAAUGUCCCGUUUUACAGUAGUUUUGUGUCACAAUUAUCCUGCUGCCACCUAAGCUUUGUUUUAUGCACUCCAGUUCAAGAGAACGAACAAUCAGACUUUAUUCCACAUAGAGAGUGAAUGUUUUGAACUAGGAGCAUUUAAGAUAAAGUGUGAAUUGAGAAUGUGUUGAAUGUUCAUCCUUCUGCUUGUCAUUAAGCCAUUUUCUCUUAGAUGAAUGUCAAAGAAUGAAUAUAUUAUGAAUAUUACGAAUAUAUUCUCAUCCUCUUUGUCACCCAGCUGCUGUUCAUUGACUCAGGUUCAACAGUCGUGUAGUUAAAGUGGUUUUAGAGUGGUUUUCUAAACACAGGGACUCUGUGGUGGUUUAUUAGUUCUGAUAUAUUUGUAAAUUCAUGGAAUGGAUUAGUGUGUGUGGGAAGCACUUAAACUUGAAAGCUGACAUUAUCCCUUAAGCCCAUUGUGUAGGUUUUCUUUUAUGAAGUUGCUGUAUUGUGAAAGUAACCGCUGCAGUUGGGUUUUUUUCUACUGUAGACUAUAAGGUUUGCUGAAAAUGACAAGAGCUUGAAGAUCUUUUCUAUAGCAAAGAGGACAUUUGAAGCCCAAUGGAGAAUCAUUUUAAGUGACCGUUGUGCUACCCUCAACCUCUUUAUUUGUUAAUGUGACAUGUACAUUUUUUACUGUAUAAUAAAAAGAUAACUUA
Messenger RNA from Monopterus albus (swamp eel), 4146 nucleotides. Its product is annotated as protein phosphatase 1H-like. Gene Ontology annotation, molecular function: [pyruvate dehydrogenase (acetyl-transferring)]-phosphatase activity. Gene Ontology annotation, biological process: protein dephosphorylation. The coding region runs from base 52 to 1638 and encodes 528 amino acids. The record is from RefSeq and is a predicted model, not a curated record. Gene Ontology annotation, cellular component: mitochondrion. The transcript is spliced from 10 exons. Lineage: Eukaryota; Metazoa; Chordata; Actinopteri; Synbranchiformes; Synbranchidae.